This is a messenger RNA of Vitrella brassicaformis, 3349 nucleotides long. NCBI's taxonomy places the organism in Eukaryota, Vitrellaceae. The record is from the annotation of a GenBank genome assembly.
ACUUAAAAUCUCUGAAAACUGCUGAAAUGAUUCAUGAUCUCUCAACGGCAAGACUCGGUUGAUGAAGGAGCGCUGCGGCCACAGAUUCCUUUGCCGCCCACUCACAUGGCCGCUGCAGCGGCAGAUGGCCACACCGCAUCGCCCUGUCCACACCUCCACUGGCCCUCCAUCUGCCACAUCAACGGCCGACCAAGACGUGCCGCCCGCAAUGAAGCGCCGCAAGCCCCUCACUGUGAGCCAGCUGCGCCGACGGCUCUACCCCUACGGACUCUUCCGGCUCCGCUCCACCAGCGAGAUUCCUUCCCUGACCUGCAGGCAGCUCACUGAAGUGGUGCAACAGGCCAUGGAGAACAGCGUCCCCGACGGACCAUUCUGGCGGCUGCUGUGCCUGCGGGCUCGGUUCCUGGUCGGGCUGCUGUCGCCCAAGGAGAUGACCGCAUUCCUCAGUGCGCUGGUGGCCAUCGACAGGGCGGAGAGUGAGUUCCUGCGGUCGGCUGUGCCGCACUUGUGCGAGCAGCUGCCGAGCUACUCGCUGGGGCAGAUGGCCGAUGUGCUGUAUGCCUAUGGGAAGCUGGGCGGGCCGUCCAACGAGCUGGUGGAGGCCACUGGCCGCAUUUUGCCGUCCAAGAUCAAAUUCAUGAGAGAGAAGACGCUCGUCAAGCUGCUCGAUGCCUACAAGUGGGCAUGACAACGAUGCCUCCCUCCUCUCGUAUUGUCGGCAUGUGUUGUGUUUGUGUGGCUGGCUGGCUGGUUUGUUGGUGCAUUAGGUUGCUGGGUGUGGUUGACGACAAUGUGUUUCCCCUGCUGUAUGACUUCAUGUGCGUCAAGCGGCGGCACUUCACGCCUCAGCAGCUGGUGUGUGUGGUGGAGAGCAUGGCGGCCCUCAAUGCCAGACACAGACCCACCCUGGCGGCACUCACUGAAGGUACCAGAGGGCACAGACAGCUUGAUGCAUCAAGCCGCAUGACACGAGAGGCCGCCUGUUGUUUCAGUGCUAGCGGCGUAUGAGAACCUCGAGCGUCUGACGCUUGACGAACUAUCUGUGAGGACAGGACAGCCCAAAUGCAGUGAGUGCUGCACCAAUCACCAUGACGUGGAUUCAUUUGUGUCAGGUUCUGCUGCACUCCUACGCCUCGCUGCAGAUCUACAGCAACAGCCUCUUCCGCGGCGCAAUGAAGGCGCUAUGUGUGGCGUCGACCUUCCCCCCCACUCUCCCCCAGCCACCCACGCCCGCCCCCUCUCUCCCAUCGCCAUCCAUAUUCGCAUUGCCCUCCCCAUCUGCGCCAGCAGCCGAUGACAGCACCCUGACCGUUGUCGACAUGACUGCUGAUGAGCGGGCCAGGGAGAGGCGUGUUGGUGUUGGGCUGGAGGUCAUCGAGGAUGUGGCCGAUGCGCUGCCGAAGGGCAACAAGAAGCCUGAGGUGGGGACAGAUGUGGGCGGGAGCGUGGGCAUGUCGACGACCGUUGGGAGGGAGGCCGCGGUGAUGGCGUACGUGGGCGACGGCAAGACGGAUGCACUGCUCGGGGUCAGUCCGAGCACUGCAGUGCCUGUACAGAGGUGGGUAACGACUUCACUUAGAUGUAUGUCACGGGCAUGAUAUUGGUUUGUGCUCUGUGCUCUGCUGGGUGACUGACAGUGUGACGCGUUUUCUGGAGACGUGGGCCAAGGUCAACUACUGGCGGGCCCCUCUCCUGCGACCUCUCCUCCCACUGUGCAUGGUAUCUCCGCACACAAGAACAAAUGAAGAAACUACUCGCCCCACAGCUGCGCUCCUUCUUUUCUCUGUGUCGUGUCAGUCUCGCCUUGCCCAGCUGCCCCCAGCCACUUUGGCCCUGCUGAUCGGCGGUGCAGUACGGUGCGGCAUCCACAGCCACGCACUCUGGCGGCGGCUGCUGGACGCCCUCCCCACACACAUGCAGCACAUGCGGCCGCAAUCGCUGCUGCUCAUCCUGUCGUCUAUCCGGCGCCACGCACAAGUGGCGGCAGUCUACACACAGGCGAUUGACCGGGCCCCCAGCAGCGGCAGCAAGGCGAUGGUCACAAGGCAGCAGAGGGGAGGUGAAGGCAGCAAUGCUCUGGUGGGUGUGGGUGUUGAUGGUGGUGCGUCGAUCGGUGUGGCUGCCGCCCGUGACGUUGGCUUGAUGGUGGAGUAUUUAGUGGAGGGUGUCAAUAUCGUGCUCGAGUGGGUGCACAAGCGGAUCGACGCCAUGACCGAGCAGGAGCUCAUCAAGACAGCCACAGAGAUGCACGGUCAGUGACGGCAGCACAAACUCAAUGCUGCAUCCUCAGCCUGUGUCUUGUUUCGCUUGCAGCUUUGCUGUCUGCGAUGCGUGACGUCGGUCGUCAUGUGGGGGGUGAUGGUGCUGGAAAUGACAGCGAGGAGCGGUGGGCGCGUGAGCGCAACCGCUCUGUCGUCAGCCACCUGGCAUUCAGGAUGGCACUCAAACGAGCUGACAACACGGCACUGCGGUCAGCCAAUAAACACUGAACGGGGCUGGGCAAGGCCGUCGUCAUAAAAAUACUCUUUUUUCUCUGUGUGCGUUGUAUGCAGCGACCGAUUGCCGCGUGAGUCGUUGGAUCGUGGUGUCCUCCGCGACGACCACGCCAAGGCUCUGCUAUCCGGCCGCUUCGACCCCUCUCGGCCCUUCCCCUCUCUCACAGCAUUCGCCAUGCUCAUUCAGCUUCCCCAAAGACAGAAGCCACACCGCAGCAAGAGCCGCAGCAGCUCGGCUGACGGCAGUACGGGCGAUGUGUGUUCGUAUGUGGAGGUUGUGGGUUUGCCUGAGGACUAUGCGGCUGGUCCUCUGGUGCGCAUGUGUCGUGAGCAUGAGGUGGAUGUGUUCAAGACGUACGUGCGGUGGCUGGAGGCACUGCUACAGAGGGAUGUCAGCAAGACCAAGAGGGGCGACUCCCCAGAUAAUGGACUUGUUGGACGAGAGCAGUCUCGUGCAGCAUCUGAUGCGAGAGAGGCGGGGGGUGCAGAUCGGCUGAGAGGGAGGACGCAUGACAGUGAGAGUGGGACUGGCGGUGGGGUUGAUGGUGGGGUGGGCAAGAGGGAGAGGAGGCGGCGAAGGGAGCGGCACAAGUGGGAUGCCGAUGACAGGACGCUGGGCAACAUGAAGGUAGCGAGGAAGGUCUUCUAGACAGGUCUGUUGCUUGAAAGACGCUGUCUGCGUAUUCUAUCCUUUUCACAAAUUGAGCCGCGUUAACGCGUUCAUUCAGUCGGACUGAAUGGACGCCUUAGCGCUGCUCAGUUCGUGAAGAGAGUAGAUCUACGUUCCUGGCACACCGUGACGAUCUGUGAGUCAGUCAGUGGCUUCACACAGCCAUUUGGAAUGCGUUCAGUCG